Molecule: messenger RNA, 2511 nt
Organism: Plasmodium adleri (nom. inval.)
Lineage: Eukaryota; Apicomplexa; Aconoidasida; Haemosporida; Plasmodiidae
Product: conserved Plasmodium membrane protein, unknown function
Exons: 1
Coding region: 1-2511 (836 amino acids)
Source: RefSeq, a predicted model, not a curated record
AUGGAGAAAACAAGUUUUAAGAAUAAUGAGAAGAGUUAUUCUAAGCGUCAUUCUUCCCUGAAAAAGAAAGUGACAAAUGAUAAAAAUGAUAACAGCUUGUUAACCAUAUACUCUUUUAUAAGUAACUAUAUGUUGAAGGAAGAAGUGAAUUAUGAUGAAAAUGACAAUAGAUAUAUAUUAUUAGAAAGUCAAGAUUUUGAAAAUGAGAGUGGACUGAAGAAAGUAAGUUUUGGUGAGUUUAAUGAAAAAUCAUAUUCUUUAUCUCAUAAGAGAAAAAAACAAAAUGAAGAAGAUAUUGAUAAGGAAGAAGAAGUCUAUGAAAAUGUAGAUCAAGCAGAUUAUGAAGAAGAAGAUUAUGAAGAAGAAGAUUAUGAAGAAGAGGAUUAUGAAGAAGAUGAUUAUGAAGAAGAUGAUUAUGAAGAAGAAGAUUAUGAAGAAGAUGAUUAUCAAGAUGAUGAUUAUCAAUAUGAUGAUUAUCAAUUAAAUGAUGAUGAAGAUGCAGAAAAACCAUAUAAUUAUGAUCCUAAUCAAAUAGACAGCAAGAAUGUCAACAAUGACCAUAGUAUAAAUUCUACUAAUAUUAAACAAAAUAAUAGUAUUAUUAGAAGGGUAGGGAAAAAAAAAAAAAAUAAAAUAUAUAAUAAUGAUAAUUUUCCUAACGAAGAAGAUAUUCAAAUAGAUCAUAAUAUGAAUGAAGAGAACCACAGUCGACAAUUGUGGAAGAAAAAAAGAAAGAAAAAAAGAAAAAGAGAGAAAAAAAAUAUGUAUACAAAUAUGAAAAAUAAAGAGAUAGAUAAUAAUAAAAAGGGAAUAUAUAAAGGUAAUAAUUUAGCAAAAUAUUUUACAUUAUCAAUGGAAAAUAUAAAUGAACAAGAAAAUAUAUUUAAAGAUGAAAAACAAUUAUCACGACAGAUGUCUUAUUAUAAUGAUGCAUAUUAUUAUACUUCAGAAAUGAUAUAUAAAAAUAAUAGAAGAAAUAAAGAAAAGUUUGCAUUAUAUUUAAGAUUAAUGUCUUUAUUUAUUAAUAUUAUUAUAGGCAUUUAUUUGAUUAUAUAUUUCCCACAUACAAAUAAUGAUAAGGACACAUUUGAUGGAACCUUUAAAAAUAUGGAUAUAAAAGAUCGAGAAGAUAUAAAACAUAUAAUAUCAAAAAAUUUAGAAAUUAAUAAGGAUUACCAUAACUAUAUGAAAAAGGUAAAUUUGAAUGUCAGUAUAUUGAAUAAGCAAAAAGAGUUGUUUGAAAAUAAAAGUAUAAUAAAUGGUAAAGCCAAUACUAAUACUAAUACUAAUACUAAUAGUAGUAAUAAUAAUAGGAUGCAUGUAAAUGCAUUUGAUAGAAACAGUAAUAAUAAUGACAGUGUUAUCAAUACAAAUAACACAAAUAAUAAUAAUAAUAAUAGUAAUAAUUUUGUGAGAUUUUUAAGGAAUAUUUUUUCAUCUAAUAAUUAUGAACAAGAAGAUAAUUUAAAGUCAUUACCAAAUUCUAUUAAUAAAGAAAAAACAAAUAAUAAUACUAGUAUUACAAACACAGGAUAUUAUAACCUAUACAAAAAUAAUAAUAAUAAUAAUAAUAUAAUUGAUGUUGAGAAAAAUAUAUAUGAUGAAAAUGAUAAAAAUAAUAAUUUGAAAAAAAAAAACUUGAAAAAUGUAAAAAGUAAUAAUUAUAAUAGUGGUGUAUAUUAUGUAAAUGAUAAAGAUAUGUUAAAAGAUAUAAAAACUAAAGAAGAUAUUAAUAAUUUAAUAUAUAUGAUUGAUAUACUUAAUUUAAUGGAUGAUGAACAUAUAAUGAUUUAUAUAUAUAAUGAAAUGAAUAAAAUAUAUAAAUAUGCUAUAUAUUCAUUUUUUGGAGAAUUAUUAGUUAUCUCAAUAAUUGUAUUUUCAUUAUUUAUUUUAAAAAUAUUGAUUAAUGAUAAUAAUAAGUUUAGUGUCAUUUUAACAAUGUAUGGUAUAUUUUAUAAAAUAUUUUGUUAUAUAUUUGCUCAUUAUGUAUUAUUUAUGGGAUUAUAUAUUUUAUCAAUAUAUUAUAAUAUAUAUAUACAUAGAGAUAUAUAUACUCAUAGUUAUAAUUUCUUCUGUUAUCAUUAUGUUUAUAAUAAUUUAUAUAUACAUUUACUUAUGCUAUUCUAUGCAUUGCAAAAUAUCGUCUUCACAAUAAAUGAUGCUUUUAAUUGUAUCAGAAUGGUAUUCAUCUUAAUCAAACAUGUAAUUAUUAAAAUUUAUGAAAAAAUUACAUGUAAAAAUUUUAUAACCUUUUAUGAAUUAAAAGAAGAUAAAUCACCACUCUCAUUAACGUGUUUUAAUAAACUCAAAAAUAAAUGUAAUAUGAAUUGUAAAUGUUGUAAGGAUAAAAAUUGCGUGGAAAUAGACAUAGAUGAAAUGCAUGACUUAGAAUAUGAAAAAAAUAAAUUACCCUUAUUCCCAAAUUUUAAUAGAAAACCUUAUUGUAAAAAUCUAAAUAUCAAAACGUAUGAACAGUCACUGUUGAAUAUGAGGAAUCCAAUAUUUAAAUGA